CAUUUUUUAGCCUGCAACGACAUUUCUCUCAUCUCAACUCAAAAUUUCCUGCUGCAAUUAUUAGAGUUCAUUGAAAGCAUUUUAAAAAUGCCAUAGCAGUUAAACGCUCCGAAUGCCCUCAGACCCGUACCAUUUGGAAGUCCGCUAUAAACCUUCGGAACCAAAAGAAAUGACAUUCACCGACAGAAUGCUUUCGAGCGCCUAAAUGCAAGCAGCUUGGAAAACGUCAAAGCAAUCUGCUAAGGUUCAUCCUCCUAGCUUAGUCAAUUGUUUUGUAUUCAUAGGAUGUCAGUGUCAAUAAAUGCAUGAAAAUAAGCAAGAGUGGUUCGUUGUUUUGUCGAAACGAAGUGUCUACAAUUGAGUUCAGGUUCAACCGUGCUUAAAACUAUUCCAUUGCCUCAAGAGGCCAAAGUAAGCGAGUCGGAUUUGUUGUUUAUUUUUUGAAGACUAUGGACUUUUGGGAGUGCCUAAUUCGGGACAAAAGUACAAAAACACCGGAAAAUAGUUAGACUGCUUCGCCUUUAGCAGCUGUAAAGUGCACUACGAAGCUAUGAAUAACGGCACAGUAGAAAACACACCGACAUUCAUUUUCCAGAUCGUCCAGGAAAAGUUUCUUCCAGGGGAGACAGUGAAGGCGGUUCUACAUGCCUAUCAACGGAUUGGUGUAGAAACCUCGAAUCGAAUCUUGGCGUUGGUGGCGACACAAGACAGUUAUGCUGUUUUCUCGUUCGCUUUGGCCUGUGAUAAACCCCGCACUUUUUCUGAUUUGGUCGUCGACAACAUUUUUCCAAUAGAUAAGGGCUUCCGUAUGGAGUCAGAAGUUCGUAACACGAUUUCCGUCUUGGGGUUCAGCUUGUCAUCAUCCCAGAGCGCCCGAAAAUCAACUUUCUACCCCUCACACCCAGAUGAUGCGGACGAAUACACUUCUUUCAAGCUUUUAGUAGAUGACAUUUUUGACUACAAGGUGCGAACUGCGGAUACAUAUCCCCAGGCGAUUGUGCCACCACCUUUCGAUGAUGACGAAAGUGGCACCGGUGGCGGCACUACUACUGAUGAAAGUGGAUUUUUCGGGAGCGAAAAAGAAUUUAGCUGGCUGGCAAGAUACCGGCGAGAAGAUGAUUUACUUGCGAUUGACCGCUGUAUUGCGGAUGGUUCAAAGCCUUUGCUCAAGGGGGAAUCCAAGUUUCAGUAUGAGCUCAAGAAACAUGAACACGAAUAUAUAAUAAAUAAGACUUACAGGAUUUAUUGUGCCACUUGGAAUGUAAACGGACAACAAUGCAACGCGACAAACUUGAGGCCGUGGCUGGCUGCAUCUGAAGACCCACCGGAUAUCUACGCUAUCGCUUUUCAAGAACUUGAUCUUUCACCGAAAGCGAUUACGCUCAGCGAGUCUCGUCCUGACAGAUCUGUUAUCCACAAUAUUAUGAAGUCAUUGCACGAAGGCGCGCAAUAUGAAGAACUUUGCUCAGUUCGCCUAGUCGGGAUGAUGUUAACCAUUGUAGUAAAACGAAGCAUUCGUCCAAAUAUUACAAGAUGCGAAAAACAAUCGGUUGGAACGGGAGCAUUAAAUCUCAUGGGCAAUAAAGGCGGCGUUGGAGUAAGUUUAACAUUAAAUGAAGACAGUUUGUGUUUUGUUAAUUCACAUUUGGCUGCUCAUGUGAGUGAGGUGCAACGGCGGAACGAGGAUUUCAAUGAAAUUAAUAGAAGGCUAUUAUUUUCCACACAGGAUAUUUCUAAUCACGACCACAUAUUUUGGAUUGGUGAUUUAAACUAUCGACUAAAUAUGACAAGUGAUGAAAUCACUGAUUAUCGAGUCAUGCUAAAAUUUGACCAGUUAAAUAUUGAACGAGCGGCACAUCGGGUUUUUGAAAAUUAUUAUGAAGGUGAAAUAACCUUUCAGCCUACAUACAAAUAUGAUCCAGGGACAGACAACUGGGACAGUAGUGAGAAACAUCGUCAGCCAGCAUGGUGUGAUAGGAUUCUGUGGAGAGGUGAUAAAAUUAAACAAAUAGUCUACAGGAAUGUGAUGAAAAUACAACUUAGUGAUCAUAAACCAGUAUAUGCAACAUUUCUUGCUGAUAUUAAAACCAAGGACGAACAAAAGUACAAACGGGUUCACGAGAAAAUUCUCAAACGGGUUGACAAAUAUGAAAAUGAUAAUCAACCACAAAUUACAGUUGAAAAAACUGAUCUCGAUUUUGAAGAAAUCAAGUUCAAUGAAGAAUAUUUCCGUGAUUUUACCGUCGCCAAUAACUGUCACCUACCCGUCGAGUUCUCAUUUAAGGAGAAAACAGAAACAGAUAUGCGAAUAUGUGAAGAUUGGAUAAGCAUAGACCCAUGUUAUGGCACCCUUAUAACCGGUCGAAGUUUGAGUAUUCGUGUUAAAAUCCACAUUAAGUCGGAGACUGUCUGGCGGGUUAUUAAGAAGCAGGGAAAUCACAUAGGAAAAAUUCCUUUAGACAUUCUAGUCCUUCACGUUAAGAAUGGUCGUGAUAUAUUCAUAACAGUUAUGGGUGAGUAUAAACCUAGCUGUUUUGGAUUGCCCGUCGAAACUCUUUGUUGUCUAGAUAAGCCAAUAGUUGAUAUGCAGUGGUCGGAACUGACAGAGAUUCAAAUGAAAUCAACAACAGAACCGUUCAAAAUAACAAUGCCCCGCGAAAUAUUCCUUCUUAUUGAUUACCUUUAUCGCGUUGGCAUGCAGGAGAUAAACUUAUUCCAAUUAGAACGUAGCUUCAAAGUUAAUGAUAACAUAAACGAGAUCCGUGACUGGCUUGACAGCUGUGGAGCAGCCGAAGAAUUCCCUGGAACUCCCCACACAGCAGCUGAAGCACUGUUAAUGCUAUUGGAAUCAUCCGGAAAUCCAUUAAUUCAUCCUCUCGACCUGAAUGUACUUAAUCCCGAUUAUCCAUUCGAAUUGUGCUUGCGUGCUAUUCAUAAAUUGUCUACACCUCGCAAAAAUGUUUUUCUGUAUUUGACCAUGUUUCUGCACGAGUUCAUCGAACAAAACCGAAAUGCCAACAUUGAAGUUAUUGCGAAACUAUUCGGAAUGAUCCUCAUCCGUUCAUCACAUGAUAUUCAUGGCCUACAACGUAAAAAUUUCAUUAAAAGAUUCCUGUCACGUGGGAUAUUCAAUUUUGCACGUAAUGAAUUUAAAUAUUCGUAGUACAGUACCAACCACUAAAGAAGAAAAUGUUAUUCCGAAGAUAGCAAAAAAAUGUUCGAUUGUUCGAUUUAUACAAAUCCAAAAUAAAUAGAAAAUACACAAAUAAAAUAGAUGGCGAAUCGUAUUAAGAGGGGACGUACCUGAAAUUCAAUGCAUUAAAUAAUUUAAAAGUUAUUUUGUA
Hermetia illucens (black soldier fly) is the source of this 3344-nucleotide messenger RNA. RefSeq names its product inositol polyphosphate 5-phosphatase OCRL (gene Ocrl). The transcript has 10 exons. Gene Ontology annotation, biological process: phosphatidylinositol dephosphorylation; signal transduction. Gene Ontology annotation, molecular function: phosphatidylinositol-4,5-bisphosphate 5-phosphatase activity. Lineage: Eukaryota; Metazoa; Arthropoda; Insecta; Diptera; Stratiomyidae. Gene Ontology annotation, cellular component: membrane. The record is from RefSeq and is a predicted model, not a curated record. Bases 551 to 3163 code for a protein of 870 amino acids.